Nyctereutes procyonoides (raccoon dog) is the source of this 1497-nucleotide messenger RNA. RefSeq names its product potassium voltage-gated channel modifier subfamily S member 1 (gene KCNS1). Gene Ontology annotation, molecular function: protein binding; delayed rectifier potassium channel activity. Gene Ontology annotation, cellular component: voltage-gated potassium channel complex; membrane. The record is from RefSeq and is a predicted model, not a curated record. The transcript has 2 exons. Gene Ontology annotation, biological process: regulation of delayed rectifier potassium channel activity; potassium ion transmembrane transport; protein homooligomerization. NCBI's taxonomy places the organism in Eukaryota, Metazoa, Chordata, Mammalia, Carnivora, Canidae. The coding region runs from base 1 to 1497 and encodes 498 amino acids.
AUGGUGAGCGAGUCCCCGGAGCCCGGCGCGCGUGCGCCCUGGCGGCGGAGCGGCGAGGCGCUGCGCGUGAACGUGGGCGGCGUGCGGCGGCGGCUGAGCGCACGCGCCCUGGCGCGCUUCCCGGGCACGCGGCUGGGCCGCCUGCAGGCGGCGGGGACGGAGGAGCAGGCGCGGCGGCUGUGCGACGACUACGACGCGGCGGCGCGCGAGUUCUACUUCGACCGGCACCCGGGCUUCUUCCUGGGGCUGCUGCACUUCUACCGCACCGGCCGCCUGCACGUGCUCGACGAGCUGUGCGUCUUCGCCUUCGGCCAGGAGGCCGACUACUGGGGCCUGGGCGAGGGCGCGCUGGCCGCCUGCUGCCGCGCACGCUACCUGGAGCGGCGGGUGGCGCGGCCGCGCGACUGGGACGAGGACAGCGACACGCCGAGCAGCGUGGACCCGUGCCCCGACGAGAUCUCCGACGUGCAGCGCGAGCUGGCGCGCUACGGGGCCGCGCGCUGCGGCCGCCUGCGCCGCCGCCUGUGGCUCACCAUGGAGAACCCCGGCUACUCGCUGCCCAGCAAGCUCUUCAGCUGCGUCUCCAUCGGCGUGGUGCUGGCCUCCAUCGCCGCCAUGUGCAUCCACAGCCUGCCCGAGUACCAGGCCCGCGAGGCGGCGGCCGCCGUGGCCGCGGUGGCCGCGGGCCGCGGCGCGGAGGGCGUGCGCGACGACCCGGUGCUGCGGCGCCUCGAGUACUUCUGCAUCGCCUGGUUCAGCUUCGAGGUGUCGUCGCGCCUCCUGCUGGCGCCCAGCACCCGCAACUUCUUCUGCCACCCCCUCAACCUCAUUGACAUCGUGUCGGUGCUGCCCUUCUACCUCACGCUGCUGGCCGGCGUGGCGCUGGGCGACCGGGGCGGCGCGGGCGGCGAGGACCUCGGCGACCUGGGCAAGGUGGUGCAGGUGUUCCGACUGAUGCGCAUCUUCCGCGUGCUCAAGCUGGCGCGCCACUCCACGGGGCUGCGCUCGCUGGGCGCCACGCUCAAGCACAGCUACCGUGAGGUGGGCAUCUUACUGCUAUAUCUGGCAGUGGGGGUGUCCGUGUUUUCCGGCGUGGCCUACACAGCUGAGAAGGAGGAGGACGUGGGCUUUGACACCAUCCCCGCCUGCUGGUGGUGGGGCACGGUGAGCAUGACCACCGUGGGCUAUGGGGAUGUGGUGCCUGUGACCGUGGCUGGCAAGCUGGCAGCCUCAGGCUGCAUCCUUGGGGGCAUCCUGGUGGUGGCGCUCCCCAUCACCAUCAUCUUCAACAAGUUUUCUCACUUCUACCGCCGCCAGAGGGCUCUGGAGGCCGCCGUGCGCAACAGCGACCCCCGGGAGUUUGAGGACUUGCUGAGCAGUGUCGAUGGGGUGUCAGAGGUGUCUCUGGAGACCUCCCGUGAGACCUCCCAGGAGGGAAGGUCUAUAGACCUGGAGGCCCAAGCCCCCAGUGGGCCUCCAGACUCUCAGGUUUAUUAA